Molecule: messenger RNA, 778 nt
Organism: Apaloderma vittatum (bar-tailed trogon)
Lineage: Eukaryota; Metazoa; Chordata; Aves; Trogoniformes; Trogonidae
Gene: TRDMT1
Product: tRNA aspartic acid methyltransferase 1
Exons: 6
Molecular function (GO): methyltransferase activity
Source: RefSeq, a predicted model, not a curated record
AGGCUUCAGAAGCUCCCGAAAUACCUACUUUUAGAAAAUGUUAAAGGAUUUGAAUCCUCUUCUGCGAGAAAUGAACUUUUGCAAACACUACAAACGUGUGGAUUUAAAUACCAAGAAUUUCUCUUGUCUCCUACCUGUCUUGGCAUUCCCAAUUCUAGACUGCGAUACUUUCUAAUCGCAAAGCUUCACCAAGAACCAUUUUUCUUUCAAGCUCCUGGUCAGGUUUUGACAAGAUUCCCAGAUCAGAAUCUGGACUUACUCAAAGUCAAAGUUGCUGACAAAGUGAGUGAAGCUAGUUCUUCCUUUUCUUGUGAUGAGAAGAAUGUGGAUCCAAAUAUUGGUCGUGAUUGCAGCAGCAAGAAGAGUUUACCAAAAGGGGCUUUUCUUUUUAAGCUUGAAACAGUAGAAGAAAUGAAAAGGAAACAUAGUCAAGACAACGAUUCCUCUAUUCAAAUGUUAAAAGAUUUUCUGGAAGCGAAAAAUGAAGAAAUGAGUCAAUGUUUCUUACCACCCAAGUCCUUACUGCGUUAUGCUUUCUUGUUAGACAUUGUUAAGCCCACCUGCCGGAGAUCCACAUGCUUUACAAAAGGGUAUGGACACUAUGUGGAAGGGACAGGCUCAGUUCUGCAGACAGCAGUAGAUGUACAGCUUGAGUCAGUGUUUAAACACAUUGAAGAGUUACCAGAAGAAGAAAAGCUUAUGAAAUUGUCAACAUUAAAACUGAGGUACUUUACCCCAAGAGAAAUAGCAAAUCUUCAUGGAUUCCCACCGGAAUUUG